AUUUCGACUGUGUUGUCUCUCUAUGAUCUUAUAGAUGGCAGUCUAAUCACAUUGUUAUGUUCUUUAUUGUGAUUUGAGACAACCUUAUAUUAUUCAAAAAAUAUUUCUACAUGCUCUCGUGAAACAGAUCUGAGAGACACGGGUCAACUCGGAACAAAAGCGAGAUCGUCCGCCACGAUAUGAUAGUGACGUCAUCGGAUUUCCUUGAGGAUUCCCAUGAUGGUUGUGACGGGUGAUCAACACAAUUAGUUGGGUUUAGAGUGCUAUAGAUUCAGCAUGUCCAGUAGUGAUGUUACAGAUAUUGAAGACUUGUUAUGUUAUUUAGAUAAAUGUAUUGAAGAUAAACGCCAGUCUUUAGAUAAAUUAUGUCAUUCUAAAGAACUACUUUUUAAACCAUGGCCAAAGCCAGAAGAAAAAGAAGUGAAAACAGUUCCACCAGUAGUAAAAGAAGAAAUUUAUACACCGGAAGAAAAAGAUGGAUUAAAUUUGAUCAAUGAUUUGUUGAAAAAAGCACAGAAAGCUAUUAUACUCCAGGAGAAAUUGAAGAAAAAGAAUGAAGCUGCAGAAGAAAUGGGCAUCACAAACAAAAGUGAUAAAGUGAUACAGGACAUUUCAAAUGCAAGUCCUCAAGAUAACCAAGGUCAGCAGAUAGUGUCAGAUGAAAGUAGAAGUGAAGAGAAGAUCAAUUCAAACCGGGAAGCAUGUGCUGUUGACAAAGCCUCUGAAAGAACACCCAGUGUGAAUGAAAAGUCUUUGAAAGAUUUAAAAAAUCAUACAAAUGCUACACAAAUUAAGAAUUGUAGUCAAACUGCUAAAAAACCUACUUGUGCUACAAAAUCUCAGUCAUCAGUUCGAAAUGCUGACUCCAAAACUCACGCUUCUUCUAAACCUGCAAUAAAAAUCUCCUCCACAUCAACAGAAAGUCGUCCAACUUCUAGAAAUUCCACCAGUAGUACAUUUAGUCGAUUUAGCAACAAACAGAAGAAAAUUCCAGUUCACAUGACAGCACCAUUUAAAACUGAUCCAACGAUUAAAGUACCCAAACGACCAUCUAGUUCCAAACAAUUUAUAAAGCCUGAAAAAGUUGUAAAAUCCAAGUAUAUGAAUUCUGUAAAACAACUGUCCAGUGCAAAAACCUCAGCUGUUCCCAAAUCACACACCAUUUCCAGUAAAUCAAAGAGUAAACCCAGCAAUGAAAUUGUCUCCUCAACUCAGCAAUAUAAUAAUAAAAACUCAAGUAAUGGGAUGCAUGACAUUCAACCAGCCAGCACAGACCAUACUUCCUCCAUGGAAAAUAUACCAAUUGUGAACAUUGGUGUAGAGUCAAACUCAGUCAUUGAUAUUGAUAAUCUUGCAGCAGAAGUUGAGAAACUGGUGGUAGAUGAGAUUGAAGACAUUCCCAAUGAAGAAAAAUUAGACGUUCCAAAAGCUUUCAAUCUUUUGCAAGAUGGAUCAUCACUACAAAUACCAGGAAAGUUAAAGAAAUUACUCAUUAAAAACAGAGAACUGCGUCAAACUGUUUUAAAAGAGGCUGUCACUAAAAAAGUUGGCAACGAUAGUAGAGAUAACUUUUUAUAUAAAAUAGAAUCCAUGUUUGAUAAAGGUAAUGAUUUAAACAUCCAGUAUAGAAAGUUACAAUGUUUAAAUGCACACGCAAAGUUAUUGCAACUUCUACAAGAUGUCCAAUUGGAAACAGUUAACGAAUUAUCCACCCCCUUUGAUGUUUUAAACUCUAAAAUGAUGGUGGAAUUCAUUUUGACUACUUAUCAUGAAUUAGAAGAAGAAACAAAACAGAUAUUAAAAGGUGGUAAGAAGAUAGUUUCUAGUCACCAACAUAUUGUAGUCAAACCUAGUACCUCAUUAUUAUCUAACUGGUUACCUAGUCAUUUAGCGACAGCAGAAUACCAGGCUCCUAAUGAGCUGGUAUACAGAUCAAGUAAAGAGAUUCAGAUAUAUUCUACAGCCUAUUUUAAAUUCCAAUGGUUACAAAUGCAGAAGUCGAUUAUGUCAAGUGUUAAAUCUGAUCUGUUAACUGAAUUGAAAAAGUUGGAUCCAAGCUCAAGAGAGUUUAUACCAUUGUAUCGAGGAAUAUAUUCAUUAUUGACGUGUCAUGGUAAUUUCCUACCUUCAGCCAUAAAAGAAGCAUAAACUAUAUUAUCCUAAAAAGUUAACUGUGAUAAAAUAUAUUUAUAUAUCAUACUUCUUUAUAUACGACAUUAGUACUCUAGUGGGAGGUUAACCUUGAUUAUACAGGGUGGUCAGCAGGGAGGUUAACCUUCAUUAAACAGGGUGGCCUUAUGAGAGGUAAAUCUUAGUUAUGCAGAGAGAGAUUGACUUUGAU
Molecule: messenger RNA, 2341 nt
Organism: Lottia gigantea (owl limpet)
Lineage: Eukaryota; Metazoa; Mollusca; Gastropoda; Lottiidae
Exons: 10
Coding region: 277-2148 (623 amino acids)
Source: RefSeq, a predicted model, not a curated record